Chondrus crispus (carragheen) is the source of this 1227-nucleotide messenger RNA. RefSeq names its product Glycosyltransferase, family GT77. Gene Ontology annotation, molecular function: glycosyltransferase activity. Bases 1 to 1227 code for a protein of 408 amino acids. The transcript is spliced from 2 exons. The record is from RefSeq and is a predicted model, not a curated record. Gene Ontology annotation, cellular component: Golgi apparatus. NCBI's taxonomy places the organism in Eukaryota, Rhodophyta, Florideophyceae, Gigartinales, Gigartinaceae.
AUGGCUCUCCCUCCGCCGCUCCGACUGUACCCGACCGGCCCCGGCCUCGACCGCACCCCGCUCGGCCGCUCCGCCCUCCCGGAGUCCAACUGGACCCGCGCCCCGUGGAACGUCUGGUUCUCCAAGUUCUUGCACGAGUACAAGCUCGCCGUUGUCUACCCGAUCCUCCCCGCCCCGCAGGCCCUCGCUCUCCACGAGCGCACUGCAGUCGACCCCGCCGCCAAGCCCGCGCUGUACGCUGGCGAUUCCAGCUGGCGUAUUCCAAACGAGCCCCUCGUUUACGCUGCCGACGGUACGCCCGUCGAUGACGCCAAGUUUAAGCAGGACAACGUGCGCAAUAUUGUCGAGCACGCCAAGCAGCACGGCGGCGUCGUCAGCUUCACUAUGGUCAACAACGUCUUCUUGGAUACUGCCCGCAGCUGGCUGUGCAACGUCGACGUCGCGGGCUUCAAGCCUCGCGGCUUGCUGUGGGCAGUGACAGAUGAGGAGACCCGUGACGCGAUGACCGCCAUUUCGGACUCGCAUACCGUCUUGCUGGAUGACGUCAAGGGGGGGAAGGAGACGGGGCAUGAGUUUGGGAACCCAGGCUACUGGAAGCUCAUGCUGGAGCGAACUGCCUUGAUUGGCGAAAUAUUACGCAAUGGAGUAGCCGUGUUCGCGUUUGAGACAGACGCCAUUUGGUUGGAGGAUCCCGAGCCAUACAUUCAGGAACUCGUGCGGCAAGAUGCGGAUGUCGUCGGCACGAUCAAUACCAGGAUGGAGGUGUCCGGCAACUUUUUUUACCUCCGCCCGACCCUGGCCACGCGCAGGAUGUGGGACGAGGUCACAAACGGCUUUGAGGCGGCCUUUAGAAAGGAACAUUUUGAGAAGAAGGCAGCGGAUAGCUGGACCUACAUCGAAAAUGACCAGAGCCUUCUCACCAAGCUUGUGUUGCGCAAUGAAACUUGGAGAAGAAGUUAUCCACUCACCUUUCUCACGCUUGACAUGGAGCUGUUUACGGAUGGGAGAUGGUACAAGCCAGAGGAGGGAUUCUACACGACCGACAGAGCGCGAGAACCGGUGGUCAUCAACAACAAUUUUGUGAUUGGAGUGCAAGAGAAAACCAUGAGGGCUAAGAAGUGGGACCAUUGGUUCUGGGACGAGAAGCAAAAGAAAUGCUUGAACUCUGUCGUCGAGAAGGCCGUGCGAAAAUCAAGAAAACCGCCUAGUGGUAAUUUCAUUUUAUGA